UAUUUAUGUUCCUUCAAAGCACUCGUCGGUUGCCGUGUGUGUUUUGGGUCCUGUCCAGGUCUGGACAGAACGUUCCCAGCUUCGGACCCGUGCAACUCUGCAAGCCCGGCAUGGCCAGGAGCUUCGGUUGGGCUGGAAAAUCGGCUCUAGGCUACCGAAGCACAUCUUCUGGGGUCCGGGUCGCUCUCACCCGGAUCUUUCCCUGACAGCAUCGGGUCUGGGAAGGAGCCACCGCAAGUCGGCGAGUGCGGUGGAGCGCAGGUUUGGUGAUGGUGAUGUAUCCGGGCAAACGCAGGUACCAGAAGAUGACUUUCCAGAGACGAGCCUUGCUUAACCGGCAAGCCUUCCUCCCGUGCCUCUCUUAAACCACCGGAAAGCAGCACUUUUGACUAAAAGCCCAGUUAGUUGGGAGAAACUGGUUCGGGUAUUAAUUAUACUCCUGAGCGCCGAUGGAUUUACUGUCACAAGUUUUGUGUUUCUUGCGUUACGGACUCCAACAAACAGGAAACGGAGCGUACGCAGGAAAAACCGUGCGUGAUCAUUGCGCGUCAAGUUUUCGCGGUAAACAGGCUGCCGUGUUUUGGGGGGGGGGAACCUCCUCCGGUCUUUCUCUCUAGCAGUGGUCAGAGCUGCUGGUAGCAGUAAGUUGAACACAUCUGUUUUGGGGAGAAAGAGGCGAUCGGAAGGACUGAAGUGCGUAAAAAUAUAUCUCGUACCUGGCGUUAGCACGAAGAAAUCGUCAUCUCAAUCCGUUGUGUGUUUUGGUAGAGGCGGCAGAGCGUUUUAUGGGAACGUGAACCAUUAAACUUGCUCAAACGUAGAAAUAUUGUUUUCAAAUAACCUGCAGACCUGGCAGCAGCGAGUUGGUGCGUCUCCCGUUUAUCCCAAGAAGGGAAUUACCGGAGCCCGAUCCUGCGAGUCCGUCAGCAGGUCUCAGAUCAAAGACAUUAUGUGACGCUGAACUUCCUUGCAAAGCUCUUCUGGUGGUUCAUUGGCUGCAUUAUCUGCCAACAAGUUGUCUUAUUUCUCACUGGGAUUUUUCUAACUCUGUUUUUCAGCCGCUGGAUCUUGUCCUCCCUUUCAAAUAAUUCAUCUGCUUUAGAUUUGAGAUUUUCAUGGGUUUUGCCCCAUUGCUCUUUCAUAAUGCCAUCGCUCGGCCUGGAACAAAGCCGGUUUCACAAAGGCAUUAUCUCUGCAUUACUGACCAGUACAUCUUCUUUCAUAUUGCCUUGGAGUGGAGAACUGUUGACCCCUUUCUCAAUAGCUUCUUCGCUGGGGCCCCUUUGAUAUGCAAAGGAGUUGCUAAUCAGUUCUGUAAUCGGUGUGAUGUGUUUGCAUUUUAAUCAAGAAGUGACUGUGUAGAAAUAACCUUCUUGUAACCUGCUUAUUGCCCGUCUUAGACUGCGUUCGCUGCUUUUCCCUGCUGCAAACAGGUCACCGCUCCAUUAACUGCGGGCUCUGAAGAAACUCCAGGAAAGCGAGAUCUCAUUUUGCCAGCUGCCGGUGACCAUCGAGUCGCUGCCGUGGCCGGAACGAUCCCGGCCGGCUCCGCACAGCUCUGGCGUGGAAGCGGUGGCACCGGCAAAGGCAGCAGAGCGCAUCUCCCUCGAGCCGUUUAUGGAGGAGUUUAAUUUAGAACAGCGUCUCGCCGCGCAAGUCGUAGCGUGAGAGCGAGACCCCGGCGCUAGAGGAGCCCUGCGGUCGAGCCGCUGUUGUGCCGGCAGCCGGGAACUCUGCUCUCCGCCUGUUUGCGGGCUCUCGGUUCUCAUCGCUGCCGCGAGAGCACGCGGCGAGCCCGUGGGUCCGUGUGGCCCUUCUGUCGCCGUCCCUGAGGUGGCACCACAAGGUGGGGAGAAGAUGUGGCGUGUCUGGAGUCACACCGCUCUGCUCAUGCCCUACGUGAAGAGAGCACAACUCUCUGAUUUCUCUCGAGCUGAGUGGAAGCCUUUGCCAUUCGCUUCUCCGGUAUUUUUGUGCCCCGCGCUGUUGUAACUUGUCAGUCCUGACUUUGUGGCUCUUCCCGUCACUUCAUCUCUCGGGGUGCUUGCGUGCAAACAUCUGCUCCUGCUGUUUAUUCUCAACCAGAAGUUGCUCAGAUGUUAAGGGACAAGAACAGAAGGUUUUCCAGGCCGCUGCCCCGCGGCCCAGGGUUCCCUCACGGACGGGACCGACGGGUCUUGCAUUGCGGAGCUGCUGGACAACAGGCUCCAGCUUUUCUGCGCCAGGAUCUGGGCACAGCUCAUCGUUUUGGGGUGCAGCUCCGCUCUCAGAGCAAGGAUUGACAACCCUGCCUCAAAUUCAGCCUUUGCACGGCUGCGUCUUGGCCUCGUAUCAACGUGACAUCGGUAUUAGUAUCGCUGAAUAGUCACACAUUUACUUUUUGGCUCUUUGAGCGGUGUCAGAAGAGCAUUUAAAACCCCAGCCUGUGAAUAAAUGAACGUUGAUCAAGCGAUAGCUUCUCCAGCUGGCAGGAGAGACUAGAAAGAUGCGUGGGCAUCGUGACUUCGCUAACCAACGGGCUGUCAGAGAGGGAAGCUAACGAUGCCCUCAACGCUCACAUAUGUAAAGGAACCCCCCAGCAUGAGGAAAUCUGCCUGGGUCUUUUCACUCUGGUCUUAACCGAACCCACUCAAGCACAGAAGUGCUACCGGGACUUGGCACUGGUGAGUCGAGAUGGCAUGAACAUCGUUCUCAACAAGAUCAACCAUAUUCUCAUGGAGAAGUACUUGAAGCUGCAGGACACCUGUCGGACCCAGCUGGUGUGGUUGCUGCGGGAGCUGGUGAAGAGCGGGGUGCUCGGCGCGGAUGGCGUCUGCAUGACCUUCAUGAAGCAGAUUGCAGGUGGGGACGUGACGGCGAAGAAUAUCUGGCUGGCCGAGAACGUCCUGGAGAUACUGACCGAGCAAAGAGAGUGGGUACUGAAAAGCAGCCUCUUGAUAGCCAUGGCGGUGUACACCUACCUACGGCUCAUCGUGGACCAUCACGGCACGUCUCAGCUCCAGGCCCUUCGUCAAAAGGAGGUGGAUUUCUGCAUCUCCCUCCUCCGUGAACGGUUCAUGGACUGCUUCAUGAUCGGCCGGGACCUUGUGAGGCUGCUGCAAAACGUUGCGAGGAUACCCGAGUUCGAGCAGCUCUGGAGGGACAUCAUCCACAACCCGCAGGUCCUCAGCGCGCAGUUCACAGGUGUCCUGCAGCUCCUCCAGUCGAGGACUUCUCGCAAAUUCCUGGCGUGUCGCCUCACUCCCGACAUGGAAACCAAGCUGCUCUUCAUGACCUCGCGGGUCCGGUUCGGUCAGCAGAAGCGGUACCAGGACUGGUUUCAGCGACAGUACCUGUCCACCCCCGACAGCCAGUCCCUGCGCUGCGACCUCAUACGUUACAUCUGUGGCGUGGUCCACCCCUCCAACGAGGUGCUCAGCUCCGACAUCCUCCCGCGCUGGGCCAUCAUCGGGUGGCUGCUCACCACCUGCACGUCCAACGUUGCUGCUUCAAAUGCCAAACUGGCCCUAUUCUAUGACUGGCUCUUCUUCAACCCCGAGAAGGACAGCAUCAUGAAUAUCGAGCCUGCCAUUCUGGUGAUGCAUCACUCCAUGAAGCCUCACCCUGCCAUCACCGCCACGCUGCUGGAUUUCAUGUGCCGGAUCAUUCCCAACUUCUACCCUCCGCUGGAGGCUCACGUUCGGCAAGGCGUGUUCAACUCUCUCACCCACAUUGUGGAGAAGCGAGUCCUUGCACAUCUGGCCCCUCUCUUCGACAACCCCAAGCUGGACAAAGAGCUCCGUGCCAUGUUGAGGGAGAAAUUCCCGGAGUUCUGCAGUUCGCCCUCACCCCCCAUCGAAGUCAAAAUUGAGGAACCCGUUUCCAUGGAGAUGGACAAUCAUAUGUCAGAAAAGGAUGACAGUUGCUAUGACAACGCCGAGGCCGCAUUCAGUGAUGACGAAGAAGACUUGAACAGCAAAGGGAAGAAGAGGGAGUUCAGGUUUCAUCCGAUCAAAGAAACCAUUGUGGAGGAGCCUGUUGAUAUCACGCCAUUCCUGGACCAGCUGGAUGAGUCACUGAAGGAUAAAGUCCUGCAGCUGCAGAAAGGAAGCGAUACGGAAGCUCAGUGUGAGGUCAUGCAGGAAAUCGUGGAUCAAGUCCUGGAGGAGGACUUUGACUCGGAGCAGUUAUCAGUGCUCGCAUCCUGCCUCCAGGAGCUAUUUAAGGCUCAUUUCCGUGGUGAGGUUUUGCCAGAAGAAAUCACGGAGGAGUCUCUGGAGGAGUCGGUGGGGAAGCCUCUCUACCUAAUAUUUAGGAACCUCUGCCAGAUGCAGGAGGAUAAUAGCGGUUUCUCACUGCUGCUGGAUCUCCUGUCAGAGCUCUAUCAGAAGCAACCCAAGAUCGGCUACCACCUCCUGUACUAUUUAAAAGCCAGCAAAGCUGCGGCAGGGAAGAUGAACCUGUACGAGUCCUUCGCCCAGGCCACGCAGCUGGGGGACCUGCACACGUGCCUGAUGAUGGAUAUGAAGGCCUGCCAGGAAGACGACGUACGGCUGCUCUGCUACCUCACCCCCUCCAUUUACACGGAGUUCCCAGACGAGACCCUACGAAGCGGCGAGCUGCUGAACAUGAUUGUAGCCGUCAUAGACUCAUUCCAGUUGCAGGAGCUGGUGUGCCACGUGAUGAUGGGCAACCUCGUCAUGUUUCGGAAAGACUCGGUGCUCAACAUCCUGAUUCAAAGCCUGGACUGGGAGACCUUCGAGCAGUACUGCACCUGGCAGCUCUUCCUCGCGCACAGCAUUCCUCUGGAGACCAUCAUCCCGAUCCUGCAGCACCUCAAAUACAAAGAGCACCCUGAGGCGUUAUGCUGCCUGCUGCUGCAGCUGAGGCGAGAGAAGCCCAGCGAGGAGAUGGUGAAGAUGGUGCUGAGCCGGCCCUGCCACCCCGACGACCAGUUCACCACGAGCAUCCUGCGGCACUGGUGCAUCAAACACGACGACCUCCUGGCCGAGCACAUCAAGUCGCUGCUGAUCAAGAACAACAGCCUACCACGAAAACGCCAAAGCCUGCGCAGCUCCAGCAGCAAACUGGCCCAGCUCACCCUGGAGCAGAUCCUGGAGCACCUGGACAACCUCCGCCUCAACCUGACCAACACCAAACAGAACUUUUUCAGCCAAACCCCGAUCCUGCAGGCGCUGCAGCACGUCCAGGCCAGCUGCGACGAAGCCCACAAGAUGAAGUUCAGCGACCUCUUCUCCCUGGCAGAGGAGUAUGAAGAUUCCUCUACCAAACCCCCCAAGAGCCGCCGAAAAGCCACCCUCUCCAGCCCCCGCAGCCGCAAGAACGCAGCCCAGCCGGCCAACAACGAGGAGGAGUCAGCUUCCAGCAGCGCCUCGGAGGAAGAAGACACCAAACCCAAACCCGCCAAACGGAAAAGAAAAGGUUCCUCCGCCGUGGGCUCGGACAGUGACUGAGGGCUCUGCCCUCUCUCUCCCCCCCCCCCCCACCCCUCCCCGGCCGCUCUCGGGUCCCCGUGGUGCCCGGUUCCCCUGCCACGCUCGGACAAAAGCCAUUGCCAGGACGGGAAGGAGAGCACGCGUCCCCUCCGGGAGCCCCCCGGGGCCCGGCCCACCCCGGCUCCCGCUGUGGGAUUUGUGCCUCCGCACCCACCCUCCCUCCCCACUUUUAAUUUUUUUUUGGUUUUGGUUGGUUUUUUACCUCCUCUUUCUUUUUUUACCAGCAGUCGGGGAGGGAUGGGAGCGUGCACACCCCCCCCACACCCCCCGGACCUGGCUCCAGCCCCUGCCCACUCGAGGGGCAGCGUGGGCGCAGGGGUCCCCGAGGGGGAACACGGCACCACGGGGGGGGGGGGGGGGGGGGGAAGAGGAGAAAUAUCACACGUCCCCUAUUUUCAUAUUAGAAAUGUAAAUAAACAGUGCGAACUGGCUUGCUGCUCCAGGAUGCUUUGGGGAGGGGUGAACUCGUGUCCCUGCCCGUGGGGACGAGGGGACGCCGACACCCCCAUCCCACCCACCCCCCCCCACGCCCCCGCAGCCUCCGCUCCCCUCCCAGGGUCGCGUCUUCCUGGGGAGCUGCUGUGGGGUGGAGGGGGGGGGGGGGGGGGGCGUGGGGGGGGGGAACAACACCGCGCCGGCACCCGCCGGGCAACGGCUUCGGUUCGGCGGACGCUGCCCGCGCCGGAGCCCCGUCGUCCGCGUGAGAAGGUGACGCCGCUCGCCCGUGUCACCCCCAGAGCUAUUAGCGUUUUUAAAGUGUUUUUAAAAAAAACAACAAUAAAAAAUUCUCGAAUGUUUUGUACAAAA
Grus americana (Whooping crane) is the source of this 6302-nucleotide messenger RNA. RefSeq names its product integrator complex subunit 3 (gene INTS3). NCBI's taxonomy places the organism in Eukaryota, Metazoa, Chordata, Aves, Gruiformes, Gruidae. The record is from RefSeq and is a predicted model, not a curated record. Bases 2679 to 5453 code for a protein of 924 amino acids. Gene Ontology annotation, cellular component: cytoplasm. The transcript is spliced from 30 exons.